CGGUUGUUUGGUGUGUACUUUCAGAACAGAAACAUCUGACUAUCGUGAGCUUUACUUCAACAUAAACUAUCCCUCUGCAACUUCUUUAUUUUGGUAGACUCGACUUCACACCAGAAUGGAUCAUCAUGACUGGCAGAGAGGAAGGAGCAGAGGUCACCGUCACUAUGAGGAUGAUGAUGAUUCCCAGCAGCUUUCCAUCGGUGUUCCAGUCUCUCAAAGACGCAAAAGGCGCCGACACCACUCCCACGCCAGUGACACUGACCGCAGUGCGCGACACAUGCACUACGACCACCACACGCAUCGUGAACCCACUCAUCCAGGGUAUUACCACGACAGAGAGGAGGAGGAGCACUAUGAAGACUACGAGGGCAGUACGGAGCGUCACGGGCAUACUGACCCCUCAGUGUCUCCUGCAGCAGAGAGGCUGCGCAACAUACUGGGUGAAGAUGACAGCACCCCGACGCCCACCAUUUUCACUGAGAUGGACACGCUCCAGCAAGACGGCGGUGAAUUAGAGUGGAAAGAGUCUGCGAGGUGGGUGAAGUUUGAGGAGAAGGUGGAGGAGGGAGGAGAAAGAUGGAGCAAGCCUCAUGUUUCCACACUGACACUCCACAGCCUGUUUGAGCUCAGGACGUGUCUGCAGACGGGGAGCAUUCUGCUCGACCUGGAAGGCUACUCACUGCCACAGAUAGUGGAUGAGAUAGUGGAGCGGCAGAUCACUGAUGGCCUCAUUCCUCCUGACCUGAAGGAAAAGAUCAGUUUCGUGCUCCUGAGGAAACAUCGUCACCAGACCAAGAAACCCAUCCAUCGUUCACUGGCAGACAUCGGGAAGUCCUCCAACUCUACUACCAUUCGUAGUCCUCAGGUUAAUCUGAGUCGUAGCACUAGUUCAGCCUCUGGGAUCCAUCGCUCCACAGAAGACCUACGCUCUCGGCAGGCAAGCAGCCUUGGCCGCCUUUAUAACGCCCAGAGUCGAAGCAUGAACGAUAUUUCUGAUACACCAAGCACAGAUCAGAUGAAGAACAAGUUCAUGAAGAAGAUUCCUCGUGAUGCUGAAGCAUCCAAUGUCCUGAUAGGCGAGGUGGAUUUUCUCGACAAGCCCUUUGUCUCCUUUGUACGUUUGGCUCAAGCCACAACACUGGGAGGCCUCACUGAAGUCCCCGUACCAACCAGGUUUCUCUUCAUCCUCCUGGGUCCUCCUGGUAAGACCAAGUCCUACAAUGAGAUUGGGAGGGCUAUUGCUACGCUCAUGGUGGACGAACUGUUCAGUGACGUUGCUUACAAAGCACGCGACCGCGACGACUUGAUUGCGGGCGUUGAUGAGUUUCUGGAUGAGGUGAUCGUCCUCCCUCCAGGAGAAUGGGACCCAAAAAUACGCAUUGAACCUCCAAAGAAGGUCCCGUCGGCUGAAAUGAGGCAUUCCGUGCUGAACCUGAAUGAGCUGGGUCAGAUGAACGGCUCAGCCGGAGGAGCAGCUGGAGGUGAAGACGAAGCGUUUCCUUUGCCACACGAGCUCGGAGAAGAGUUGAAAUUUACUGGGAGGUUUGGUGGAGGAUUAUGGCUAGACAUUAAAAGGAAGAUCCCAUGGUAUUGCAGUGAUAUCUACGAUGGCUUCCAUAUUCAGUCCAUCUCCACUGUGCUCUUCAUCUACCUGGGCUGUAUCACAAAUGCCAUCACCUUUGGAGGACUGCUAGGAGAUGCUACUGACAAUUACCAGGGUGUGAUGGAGAGUUUCCUUGGUACUGCUUUAGCAGGGACUGUCUUUUGUUUGUUUGGUGGACAACCUCUCAUCAUCCUCAGCUCCACUGGACCUAUUCUCAUCUUUGAAAAACUGCUUUAUGAAUUCAGCAAGAGUAAUGGUAUUGACUACAUGGAGCUGCGCCUGUGGAUUGGCCUGCACUCGUGUCUGCAGUGUUUCGUGCUUGUCCUCUCCGACGCCAGCUACAUCAUCAAGUACAUGACUCGCUUCACAGAGGAGGGUUUCUCCAGCCUCAUCUCCUUCAUCUUCAUCUCUGACGCCAUUAAGAAGAUGGUCGGAGCUUUUAAGUACUACCCCAUUAACCGUGGUUUUAAGCCUGACUAUGUAACAGCCUACAAAUGUGAAUGCCUCCCUCCAGACCAGGCACCUGCACUGGGCUUCAAUACUUCAGCUCCUCUUGGAGACGACAACAUGACACUGCUGUUCAACUUGACUGACCUGGACUGGAGUCAGAUGAGUAAGAAGGAUUGCGUGAAGUACGGUGGCUCUCUGGUGGGGAACUCCUGUAAGUAUGUUCCUGACCUGGCCCUCAUGUCCUUCAUCCUCUUCUUCGGCACUUACUCCAUGACCGUCUCUUUGAAGAAAUUCAAGUUCAGCCGCUACUUCCCGACAAAGCUGCGCUCCCUGAUCAGUGAUUUUGCCAUCAUCAUCUCCAUCCUGCUCUUCUGUGGGCUGGACUGUCUGCUGGAGCUGAACACCCCCAAACUGCACGUGCCCACUGAGAUCAAGCUGAGGAAGCUGAUCAGUGAUUUUGCCAUCUUCAUGUCAAUCAUGUCCUUUGUGGGUCUGGAUAUGUUGAUCGGGUUAGACACGCCCAAACUAAUCGUUCCAACUGAGUUCAAGCCCACACGUCCUGAGCGUGGCUGGCUGGUGAUGCCGUUUGGUAAGAACCCCUGGUGGUGGUACCUGGCCAGCUCUGUCCCCGCCCUCCUCGUCACCAUCCUCAUCUUCAUGGACCAGCAGAUCAGCGCCGUCAUCGUCAACCGCAAGGAAAACAAACUGAAGAAAGGUUGUGGCUACCACCUGGACUUGUUCUGGGUCGGCGUGCUCAUGGCCGCCUGCUCCUUCAUGGGUCUGCCAUGGUACGUAGCAGCUACAGUCAUCUCCAUCGCCCACAUUGACUCCCUGAAGAUGGAGAGCGAAAGCAGCGCCCCCGGAGAGCAGCCGCAGUUCCUGGGAGUCAGGGAGCAGAGAUUGACGGGCAUCCUGGUGUUUGUUCUGACUGGACUUUCCGUCUUUCUUGCUCCAGUUCUCCAGUACAUCCCCAUGCCAGUCCUGUAUGGAGUCUUCCUCUACAUGGGAGUGGCUUCACUGAGUGGCAUCCAGUUCUGGGAGCGUAUCAAACUGUACCUCAUGCCGGCCAAACACCAACCAGACUUCUCCUUCCUGCGCCACGUCCCUCUGAGACGCGUCCAUCUUUUCACCCUCGUCCAGAUCGUGUGUCUGGCUGUUUUGUGGAUCCUCAAGUCCACAUUCCUGGCUAUCAUCUUCCCGGUCAUGAUUCUGGGUCUGAUGGUCGUACGUAAGCUGCUGGAUCUGAUGUUCUCGCAGCACGACCUGGCCUGGCUGGACGACAUCCUGCCCGACAAAGACAAGAAGAAGAAGGAGGACGAGAAGAAGAGUAAGAAAGAGAAGAAGGCAGCAGAACCAGAGAGUGACGAGGAGCCCAACAGCUCUGUUCCCUCACCAGUGAAGAUUCCCAUGGAGGCCAUAGAGCCCCAUAAAGAGUCUGACCCAAACCAUGUCCAACCCCAACCUGACCCCAAAGCAGACUUGUGAUAGAGGCGAACCCCUACUCGACAGUCACAUCCGAUCAAAAUGAACUAGACCACAGUGUAACCUGGCCGGUUCCCACCACUGUUCCUCAGCAUCACCCUGCACCUGAAGAUCUCCUGCCCCCCAUCGCCUGUCCACUCCCACACGGGCCUCACCACCGACGCCAGCAGCAGCGCCGCUGUGUCACAGCUGCCCCGCCCACCCGUGCCUCAGAUCAGCGUCCAGGUGGAGUCAGACAGUGACGUGUCUGGCCUCGACUCCACACAACAGGACAGGCGUUACCUUUCGAAUGACCCAGCAGACUUUUACAGACGCCCGCAUGCUCACUUUGAAGACUCCUGUGCGGAGACCAUUCUGUAAAUGAGACAGACACACAGACAGAAGGUGCCGCGUAUCAUCUCCAUCUCUGUGUCUGGUUUUUUAAAAACAAUAAUUAACUGCUCUUUCGCAUUUCAUGUUUUAUCAGAUGUGUCUGUCAGUGUAUUGCACAGCAACCUAGAUUUUCACAUACCAUCUUAUCCCAUAGAGACACAAAUGUGUUAAUUAUAAACGCAUCAAUCCACUGUGUUAGACAUCAGUAUUGCUGAUUGUUUUUCCCCAUGUACAUUCAAGAGUGAUAGAAAUGCUUUUUUUAAGUUGAGCCCUGAAAAUGUAAUUAAACCAAAUUUA
This is a messenger RNA of Solea solea (common sole), 4204 nucleotides long. It is a transcript of the gene slc4a5b, whose product is annotated as solute carrier family 4 member 5b. NCBI's taxonomy places the organism in Eukaryota, Metazoa, Chordata, Actinopteri, Pleuronectiformes, Soleidae. The coding region runs from base 116 to 3538 and encodes 1140 amino acids. Gene Ontology annotation, molecular function: monoatomic anion transmembrane transporter activity; sodium:bicarbonate symporter activity; solute:inorganic anion antiporter activity. The transcript is spliced from 29 exons. Gene Ontology annotation, biological process: transmembrane transport; monoatomic anion transport; regulation of intracellular pH. The record is from RefSeq and is a predicted model, not a curated record. Gene Ontology annotation, cellular component: plasma membrane.